Messenger RNA from Lathyrus sativus (Indian pea), 582 nucleotides. The record is from the annotation of a GenBank genome assembly. Lineage: Eukaryota; Viridiplantae; Streptophyta; Magnoliopsida; Fabales; Fabaceae.
AUGAUAUAUCCAAUUUCAAAAGUCACGGCGAUUUCCACCUUAUUGACCUUACCUCCACCUUCUUCGCAUUUCUCCUCCAAACCUAACGCCGCCGUUAAACUCUCCGUUAAACCUCCCUUGAACAACACAUUAACAGCCUCCUCGUCAACACCGUCGCAAUCUCGCGGAGUAACCGACAAGCUCAACGGCCUGGCCUCGGAAUUCGCGUCUCUCUCGGAACCAAUCGAGCGCGUUAAACGGCUAUUGCACUACGCGUCUCUCUUGCCUCCGUUAGACCGGUCCGACCGGGUUCCGGAGAAUCGUGUAUCCGGUUGCUCGACGGAGAUUUGGGUGGUGGCGCGUAUGGAUUCAGGGAGGAAGAUGAGGUUUAAGGCGGAUAGCGACUCGGAGAUUUCGAAGGGGUUCUGUUGGUGUUUGGUGUGGAUGCUGGACGGGGCGGAACCCGAGGAGGUGCUUACUGUGGAGAGAGAUGAUUUGGUGAGAAUGAAUUUAGGGUUGAAUAUUGUUAAAUCGCGUUCGAGGAUUAACACGUGGCAUAACGUUUUCUUUGCCAUGCAAAAAGCUACUCAGGAUUUGAUUUGA